Molecule: messenger RNA, 2592 nt
Organism: Kazachstania africana CBS 2517
Lineage: Eukaryota; Fungi; Ascomycota; Saccharomycetes; Saccharomycetales; Saccharomycetaceae
Gene: EST2
Product: telomerase reverse transcriptase
Exons: 1
Coding region: 1-2592 (863 amino acids)
Biological process (GO): telomere maintenance via telomerase
Cellular component (GO): telomerase catalytic core complex
Molecular function (GO): telomeric repeat DNA binding; telomerase RNA binding
Source: RefSeq, a predicted model, not a curated record
AUGAAGCUCCUUUUGGACUUUUUUCAUGACGAGUUAUUCUCCAAUACUGAACAUAUCAAGUUGCAACAUCGAGUCUAUAAAGAAUUCGAGCAUCUCGUUACUUCCUGCUUCGUCAUUCAAAACUCAAACCUGAUAGAAAUACCACAAUUUAGCUAUAGACUGAGUCAUAAGGAAUCAAUAGAGAAAUGUAUUGUCUUUUUAAUUCAAAAUAAGCUUUUCAAUAACGUUUUAUGUUAUGGCUAUGAUCUAGGAAAAGGUAAUCAAGUGAAUAAAAUAUUACACUGUAAUAGUACUAAUGGUAAUGCGCUUGACAUUAAAGGUCCCGUUUGGGAAUUACUUGGCAAUAUUAUUGGCAGGGAAAAAUUUAUAAACCUAUUGAUAAAUUGUUCAGUGUUUCAACACAAUAGGGGAACAUUCAUUCAAAUCAUUGGAAAUAAAUUCAAUAGACCUUAUUCUAUAGCAUCAGAAUUGCAAAAAGAGAGAAGUGAAAAAGUAACUUUUCCAGUGACUUUCACAAACAAAAGUUUUCUUCAUAAGCGUUCACAUGCUUCUCCAAAGUUUAACUUUUUAGCUCCAGAUGACAAAAUUGGAGCUCUCAGAAGCUCUAUUUUUGCUUUAAACCAAACUAAACUGUCUAAAGAAUUAAAAAAAGGAGUUGACAAGAUUUUGAAUAGGAUACUGAAGAAUAAUUGUAAAAAUAUAAAUUAUUAUAUUAUUUUGAGGAAAAUAUGCUCCAAAAAUGAAAUAGAGAGACAUAGUCAUCUUGAUUUUCAAAUAGCAAAAGAAAAUGUCUUAAAAAUGGUAAUUUUAGUUUUAGAAAAACUAAUACCACAAGAGGCUUACGGCAGCAAAAGAAAUAAAUCAGUCAUCUUCUCAAAGAUUCCGUUAUUGCUAUCAUUGCCACUAAAUGGUAGCUUGCCAGCAGAAACAAUUUUUGAAAACGUAAGAUCAAGGAAUCUGUACUGGCUCACAGGAAAGCAACAUGACUUCUCAUUGAAAACCCACUUGCGCACAUGUAUGAUGUUCAAACAGUUUUUAUUGUGGCUCUUUAGAAAUCUUAUACCAAGAAUUAUAAUAAGAUUCUUCUAUUGCACUGAAGUUUCUUCAAGCUUAAAUAUCAUUUAUUUUACACACGAUCAAUGGAAGAAGUUGACUAGACCUUUUUUAGAUCAAUAUAUGCAAAGAUACUUGAAAGAAAAUACACUUUGCAGGAACCAUAGUAGUUAUAUUUUCUCUCAUUAUAACCACAGCAGACUUCGAAUUGUUCCUAAAAAAGCCAAGGGUGAAUUCCGCAUAAUAGCAGUUCAAACAAAAGGAUCGGAUUAUGAAGAGCAUACAAAAUAUAAGGCCAAUCACAAAAACUUUGUUCUUCCAGUACAGCAAGUUUUACAAUAUCUGAGAAAUAAAAGAAAGACCAUGUUUCCAAAAGUUUAUUCCUCUUCCCAAAUACCAACUUACAUUUCAAGCUUCAAAAAAACGCUUUUGCUAAAAUAUAAAACUGUACCAAUGCUUUAUUUUAUAAAGUUUGACAUUGCUUCCUGUUACGAUUCAAUUUUAAGAAAAAAAUUAAUUUCCAUUCUGCAACGUCUUAUGAAGCAUGAGAAUGGUUUUUUCAUUCGGUCUUGUACAGUGUGUAACAUUAAAUCAAAGUCUCUGAGGACAAAUUAUUACGUGAAUGAAGCUCCCAGACUUGGUAAGGACGAAAUAUAUGUAGAUAAUAUUUGGACUAGGUAUCUCAGUUGUGAUGAUAUAUUCAACAUUCUUCAAACAGAGCUUCUGAAUACUGCGCUUUGGUAUGGUGAUAAAUGCUAUCUGAGAAAAGAUGGCCUUUCUCAAGGUGCAAGUUUAUCUGCACUACUAGUAGAUAUUUUCUAUGACGAUUUAUUGGAAAAUUAUGAGGCCUUCAAAACGAAAUCUGGCCAAGAAACAUUGAUAUUGAAACUGGCUGAUGAUUUUCUUGUUAUUUCUACCGACAGAUAUCAAAUUGCUGAUAUCAACGCCCUUUCAUUAAUUGGAUUUGAGGAAUAUAAUGCACAUACUAAGGCAGAAAAAAAUAUGACGUCUGAUUCCUCUUCACAAGAAAUUGCUACCAUACAAUUCUGUGCCCUUCACAUAUCUAUUAAAUCAUUAGAAGUCUGGAAGCAUCUAGACUAUCUAAAUGUCACUGUGAUAAAUUCAAAGUCUACGGCGAAAAUUUUUGCGCAGCUGCAAACUAUAUUCGAGAUGAGAUUGAGCUUCAAUACUUUGAGCGAUGAAAUCAAUUCUGCAGAAACAAUUCUUUUACAAAUAACCCACAUUUCGCGCAAUAUAGCGGAGAUUUUUCUGACAUCAUUCAAAGAAAGAAUGCCUAAUUUAGGGACGUUUAACAAAUUUCUUGAAUCUCUAAUAGCAUCUGUCGUAACUCAUUCAAAGAUAUCAGAUAAUCGAGACAUAUUUGAAGAUAAUGCACGUUUUAUUAUUACUUCUACAUUUUUCAAAACUCUGUUAACAUCACCUUCAUCCAGUAAAAACAUGAUCACUCAUUUGGGAGGGCAUUUGGAAUUAGGGCUUGAAUGGAACCCCACAAAGAUUGUAAAAAAUGAUGAAACAUAA